CUCCUCUCCUCCUUCCUGCAGGGCGCGUUCCCGAUAGUCAACAUCAGCAGUGUGCACGCGACUGGAGCCCCCAAACUGUCACGCGGGGGAAGGAGAGCUCCCGCCAAGAGCGGCCUGAAGCUGAAGCCGUUCCCCUGCUCCGUGCAGGGCUGCGAGCGACGCUUCUCGCGCUCGGAUGAACUGAACAGGCACGUGCGCAUCCACACGGGACAGAAGCCGUUCCAGUGCACCAUCUGCGCGCGCAGCUUCAGCCGCAGCGACCACCUGACCACGCACACGCGCACGCACACUGGAGAGAAGCCCUUCUCUUGCGAUGUGUGCGGCAAGAGGUUCGCGCGCAGCGACGAGAGGAAGAGGCAUGGGCGUGUGCACGUCAAGCAGCAGCUCCGCGCGCAGAUGAUGGCCGCCUACUCCCUGGCCCUGAACGCGCCUGGAGUCUAAACAGCAGCGCGAGCCCACGCACGUUCGGCCAGUGAGGCUGCUGAGGAGACGAACUUCAGGAUUUGAACCGUCAACCGGAAAGCGUCACACUGACGAUUCCAUGUGACGUCACCCUGAAGGCGAUGUUAUCUGACGCCUUGAACAGGAAAUGAGACGUGUUUAAAGGUGUUCAGAGACUUUAGUCCAGAUGUUGGACCAGGUGCACGUGGACGGCACAGUCCGCUGUAGGAGGACUGUGGGAGAAGCCCCCCCCCC
Messenger RNA from Monopterus albus (swamp eel), 696 nucleotides. RefSeq names its product early growth response protein 2b-like. Gene Ontology annotation, molecular function: RNA polymerase II cis-regulatory region sequence-specific DNA binding; DNA-binding transcription factor activity, RNA polymerase II-specific. The annotation marks the transcript as partial. The record is from RefSeq and is a predicted model, not a curated record. Gene Ontology annotation, biological process: regulation of transcription by RNA polymerase II. NCBI's taxonomy places the organism in Eukaryota, Metazoa, Chordata, Actinopteri, Synbranchiformes, Synbranchidae. The transcript has a single exon.